Girardinichthys multiradiatus is the source of this 2134-nucleotide messenger RNA. RefSeq names its product protein-serine O-palmitoleoyltransferase porcupine-like. Gene Ontology annotation, cellular component: endoplasmic reticulum; membrane. NCBI's taxonomy places the organism in Eukaryota, Metazoa, Chordata, Actinopteri, Cyprinodontiformes, Goodeidae. The coding region runs from base 235 to 1605 and encodes 456 amino acids. The transcript has 13 exons. Gene Ontology annotation, molecular function: Wnt-protein binding; palmitoleoyltransferase activity. Gene Ontology annotation, biological process: Wnt protein secretion; canonical Wnt signaling pathway; lipid modification. The record is from RefSeq and is a predicted model, not a curated record.
CAUGUCCCCUCCAGAGCCUAAGCUGUUUAUUCAUGCUAUUGCAACCAUGCGGGAUGCUGCAGAAAGCAGGUUUAAAUAAAACUUAUAGUAAGUUUGAGCUGAGACAAACAUCUAAUAGCUUAGGUUUCAUUGAGUCUUUUAUCUUUUUUUUUUUUAUCUGUCUUAAUCUGGUAGUCCAGAGUAAUUCUAAAGUUAGGGAAAACUCUGGAGUGGCCCUUCCAGAAAGAAAGAAAGAUGGAGCUAACCAGCAGGCUGAUGAUAUGGCAGGAGCUGGCUGAGAGCUGUGGCAUCACUACUUUACAGCAGAGCCUCCAGCAGGUGUGGAGGCUGCUUCUUCUCUGUCUUAUCUGCAGAGUCUGCUUCAGGCUGGUUUCAUCGACUGUGAAGCACGUCAUGUCCAUGUUGACUGGAAUGUAUGGCCUAUUCCUAUUCUUGGAGCUGCACAUGUUGUGGGUGCUGUUGCUCGGUAUUAUCUGUUACCUCAGUCUCGUACUCUGCAGACACUCCAGCAAUAAAGGCCUCUUCCUGUCAGCUGUUAUCCUUGUCUACCUUCUCAUUGGAGAGUUGCAAUUUAUCGAUAUGGGAACCUGGAAUAAAAUACGAGGUUCUCAGAUGGUGGUGGCUAUGAAGGUCAUCUCCCUGGCGUUUGAGCUUGACAGAAGAAACUUGAAUAAUCUGCCAUCCCCUUCUGAGUUCCUUGGAUAUGUUUUCUUCGUGGGUACUGUUGUCUUUGGGCCAUGGAUCAGCUUGUACAGUUACAAAAAUGCACUUAAUGGUCCAAAACUGAACUACUUGUGGCUGUAUAGUUCCCUCCUUAGUCUUCUAAAAAGUCAGAUCUGUCUGCUGGUGUCUACCUGCAUCGCUCCAUAUCUUUUCCCUUUGUUCCUCCCAAUAUAUGGAAACUCUGUAACACAAAAGUGGCUGCGUGCUUAUGAGAAUGCAGUGUCCUUCCACUUCAGUAAUUACUUCGUGGGUCAUCUGAGUGAAGGCACCAGCAUGUUGGCUGGAGCAGGCUUCACAGAAGAGAAAAACAACAUCCAAUGGAAUAUGAGCAUAGUGAAGCCUCUCAGUGUGGAAAUGCCUCGCUCCAUGGUGCUGGUUGUGAUAUCCUGGAAUAUUCCAAUGUCCCAAUGGUUAAAAAACUAUGUGUUUAAAACCUCAAUGAAACUGGGAACUUUCCCUGCAAUCCUCGUGACAUACUCAGCCAGCGCCCUUCUGCAUGGUCUGAGUUUUCACCUGGGAGCAGUUUUGCUUACACUGGGAUUCAUCACAUAUGUUGAACACGUUCUGAGAAAGAAGCUUGCAUUUAUCCUUAGUGCCUGCAUCCUGUCCAGGCCCUGUGCGUCUGACUGCAGACAUCGACACAAGAAGAACGUUUGGGUGCUGUUGCUGAACCUGGUUUUCAGCUUGCUAGUGAUCUUCCAUCUCACCUACUUGGGCUCCAUGUUUGAUCCUGGAUCUGAUGAACAGAAAAUAGAAGAGGUGGCAACUUAUCCACUAAUGCCUGUACAUCUCCCAAUGAAAAAGGGACAUAUUUUGUCAUUCCAACUGAUGAGGUCAACAACGGACAUUGAAAUCUGGAUGGACCGCUCUGGCUACGAGUAGUCAUGGUGUGUGUUCUUCCAGAAUCUUUAAACUGUUUUUCUGUCAUCUGUUGAGAAGCUUUCUCAUAUAAAUCAUGCACUUUUGAUUCCAAUAGUGUAACACCUCUUAAAAAUCUAAGUGUUUCUUGUGCUUCUGUCUCUCUUAGGCCCUACUUCAGCUCUUUUGCUUCAACUUUACACUUUAUUCCACCAAGUCGCCCUUCCUCAUCAGCUUUAAUCAACCAACUUUCUUUAUCCUUCAGAUACCUCUUAUAUUCUCGGUUCAACCAUCUACCUAACGGUUCCCUGUCAUCUACUCCUCCUUCGACAAUCAAUCUCUCCUGCCAUGUUGAACAACUCCUUAUUUAAUAAAUGAUUUCAGGCAGUUUAAAAUGAUUUUGCCCUUCAAGCAGGCGGUCCAUGGGCUGGCCUGGACCCUGUUUACCUUUUUGCAACUACUCCCCAGACCUGAAAAACUCAAAAUUGCUGCAGCAAAAGUUCUGAUGAAAAUUAUAAAGCGAUAUCAUGUUUCUCCUAUUUUAGCUUCCCUU